AUGCUGGAUGACAGAGCCAGGAUGGACGUCACCAAGAAGGAAAAGGCCGAGCAGAUCCUGGCGGACUUCCAGCUGCAGGAGGCGGACCUGAAGAAGGUGAUGCGGCGGAUGCAGACGGAGAUGGCGCGGGGCCUGCGGCUGCGGACCCACGAGGAGGCCAGCGUGAAGAUGCUGCCCACCUACGUGCGCUCCACCCCGGAGGGCUCAGAAGUCGGGGACUUCCUCUCCCUGGACCUGGGCGGCACCAACUUCAGGGUGAUGCUGGUGAAGGUGGGGGAGGGCGCGGAGGGGCAGUGGAGCGUGACGACCAAGCAUCAGAUGUACUCCAUCCCCGAGGACGCCAUGACCGGCACCGCGGAGAUGCUGUUCGACUACAUCUCCGAGUGCAUCUCCGACUUCCUGGACAAACAUCAGAUGAAGCACAAGAAACUGCCCUUGGGCUUCACGUUCUCCUUCCCCGUGAGGCAUGAAGACAUCGACAAGGGCAUCCUCCUCAAUUGGACCAAGGGCUUCAAGGCCUCCGGAGCAGAAGGGAACAACAUCGUGGGGCUCCUCCGUGACGCCAUCAAACGGAGAGGGGACUUCGAAAUGGACGUGGUAGCGAUGGUCAACGACACAGUGGCCACCAUGAUCUCCUGCUACUACGAAGACCGCCGGUGUGAGGUCGGCAUGAUUGUGGGCACAGGCUGUAACGCCUGCUACAUGGAGGAGAUGCAGAACGUGGAGCUCGUGGAAGGGGACGAGGGCCGCAUGUGCGUCAACACUGAGUGGGGCGCCUUCGGGGACUCCGGGGAGCUGGACGAGUUCCUGCUGGAGUAUGACCGUGUGGUGGACGAGAACUCCCUGAACCCCGGCCAGCAGCUGUACGAGAAGCUCAUCGGCGGCAAGUACAUGGGCGAGCUGGUGCGGCUUGUGCUGCUCAAACUCGUGGACGAAAACCUGCUUUUCCGCGGGGAGGCCUCGGAACAGCUGCGCACGCGCGGCGCCUUCGAGACCCGCUUCGUGUCGCAGGUGGAGAGUGACUCUGGGGACCGCAAGCAGAUCUACAACAUCCUGAGCACGCUGGGGCUGCGGCCCACGGCCACCGACUGUGACAUCGUGCGCCGUGCCUGCGAGAGCGUGUCCACGCGUGCCGCGCACAUGUGCGCCGCGGGGCUGGCGGGCGUCAUCAACCGCAUGCGCGAGAGCCGCAGCGAGGACGUGAUGCGCAUCACCGUGGGCGUGGACGGCUCGGUGUACAAGCUGCACCCCAGCUUCAAGGAGAGGUUCCAUGCCAGCGUGCGCCGGCUGACGCCCAGCUGCGAGAUUACCUUCAUCGAGUCGGAGGAGGGCAGUGGCCGGGGCGCGGCCCUGAUCUCCGCGGUGGCCUGCAAGAAGGCCUGCAUGCUGGGCCAGUGACCGCGGAGGCCACCAGGCAAGGAGGAGGCAGUGGCUCGCUGGACCUGGGCCCCAGGGGAUGUGCUCCCCACAGAUGCCCCCACCCUCGCCCAGGAAAGAGGUCUCUCUUUGUGAGGACCGGGGACGCCUCCCAUCCCCACUGCCUCCC
This is a messenger RNA of Enhydra lutris kenyoni (northern sea otter), 1546 nucleotides long. Its product is annotated as glucokinase. Gene Ontology annotation, cellular component: cytosol; mitochondrion. The transcript has 10 exons. Gene Ontology annotation, biological process: regulation of insulin secretion; intracellular glucose homeostasis; glucose 6-phosphate metabolic process. Gene Ontology annotation, molecular function: ATP binding; glucokinase activity; fructokinase activity. Bases 1 to 1398 code for a protein of 465 amino acids. The record is from RefSeq and is a predicted model, not a curated record. NCBI's taxonomy places the organism in Eukaryota, Metazoa, Chordata, Mammalia, Carnivora, Mustelidae.